Molecule: messenger RNA, 7217 nt
Organism: Solanum tuberosum (potato)
Lineage: Eukaryota; Viridiplantae; Streptophyta; Magnoliopsida; Solanales; Solanaceae
Exons: 15
Coding region: 359-6880 (2173 amino acids)
Source: RefSeq, a predicted model, not a curated record
GCACGUAGAGAUAGACACACUUUAUUAUUUUGUACAUAUAAAUAAGCUUUAUUGUACACUUGAUUUCAGUAAUUUUUCACUUCCUUCACUUUAAUAUCUUUCUUUGUUCGUUAAAGGGUUGUGGAGGUUUCAGGCGGAGAGAUUUCUUCUUCCGGCGACGUCGUUUAGGUGUUGUUGUGUGGUUGGAUUAUCGAGGAUUUAGGGUUAGGGUUUGUGGAUUUGGGAGUUGAGUGAAACCCUAGAUGUUAUGAAGCAUCGAGUAGCCGUAUCGUUGGGGUUGAGUUGAUCGACGGUCGAGAUCUCGUCACCGGAUGGAGGGAGGUAGCGUCUCUACACUUACUUAUUCUGGGAUAUACAGAUGGAUUACAAUGACAAUGAUUAUCAAAGUCAUUUAGCUGGUGAAGACAGCUCCAAAGUUUCCUCUGUUUUGCAUCCCUAUGCUCUUCCCAAGUUCGAUUUUGACGAUAGUCUUCAGGGGCAUUUAAGAUUUGACAGCUUAGUUGAAAACGAGGUUUUCCUUGGUAUCCCCACUCAGGAAGACAAUCAUUGGAUUGAGGAUUUUUCUCGGGGAAGUAGUGGAAUAGAGUUCAGUUCAAGUGCUACCGAUUCUUGCUCCAUACCAAGACGUAAUAAUGUCUGGUCUGAGGCAACAUCCACAGAAUCUGUUGAAAUGUUAUUGAAAUCGGUUCGUCAGGAAGAAAUGGUUCCAGGGGACACUAUUAUUGAGGAGUCAGAUGCUGGAAAUGAAUUGGGUUGCUUAAUCCAGCCAGCAGAAUCUAGUUUGAAGUUGGAUGAUAAAAGAGAUGAUGUUAAAGACUCUAGCUCAGCAGCACCAGCGGAUGAGUCAGUUGAGUUUAGUGGUUCGUUUUCUAGGUGUGAGAGAACAAAGAUAGAAGGCAUUCAUAUUGUAUGUGCUCCAGAAAGGCAGGAGGUGGAACCUAUUGCUGAUGGAUGUUCUGACAUUGCUGGUGAGACAUAUUCUGGUUUUAAUACUGAGGAAAAGUUACAGACUGAAAUAAAAAGCAUUGAUGAAAAUUUAGGGGAAGUUAAGACAUCACUAAGUGAAUCUCUACCCGAUAAUUCUAAUAGGCAACCAUCCAUUCCUGUAACUGAAAGUGCAAUUAAGGAGUGCCUUACAGAUUCUCUUUCUGCGAGUAUCGAGAUUUUGGCUAGUCAGCAUAAUUCAACCAACUGUGAUAGUGGGAAUACAAGUGGUCUACCAAGUGAACAUCACAAACCAGUAGAGAAACACAUAUCUGUCAGCAAAGAGUCUAGUUUGGGUGAUGGAAAGACGCGUGGAUGUGCUGUUGAUAGUAAAACUUGUACCUCUAAUGCCAGUCCUCCCUCUCUUGCUGCUUCAGAACUGGAUGUAGGUGAAGAGCUUUCAACUGAAACCAGAAUGAUUAAAUCAGAGGAACCUCGUGUGCAGAGGAACGAAUGCAGUCUUACUACUGAGGGAUGCAACGAAGAUACUUCUUAUGUUGAACAUGCUGAAGCGGUUUUCUCAAAAGGCUUGCAAGAUAAACUACUGGCUGAAGGUAAUAGCAUACCAUGUGAGAAUGAGGAGGCGUCUGGAAGUCAGAAUUGCUUAGAUACAAGAGACACUAAGAAUCAAGAAGGCAGCUCCAAGGGUCAGACAGAGAAGGUCUCUGCAAUGCAGAUGUCAGAUGGACUGACUACUUCUACUGAGAAAGAGGAGAAUAAUCUGGAUGGUCAUUCUCCACUUAAUCUUGGCACUUCAGAGGUAUGUACAGUAUCAGAGAUCUCCGAGCCGUCAAAACAGAAUAAUGGUAAUGGUAUCUAUGCUCUAGAAGGUCCGAAUAAUAUACAAGAGACAUCUGUUUCUGCUGAACUCGUGGAGAGGCCAGUAUCUGAGAAUUUAGAAACUGGAAAUGAUGCUGAUAGGGUCUCCGAAGGAUAUGCAUGUGCUGGAGACCACAUCUCCUUGUCUGUGCCUGCUGGAUCCAUGGACAUAUGUAGGGAAACCUUCUCCCAUGUGGUUGAUGUUGAUACUUCUAAUGUGGAUGUCACUGGUGGUAAGCAUAAGGAGGAAGUGCUGCCUGUAGAAACUGAGAUGGUGAGAUCUUGUGUGCGUGACCAUGAGGUUAGAUCCUCUGUGGCAGGAGAAUCUGAACAAAUCUCUGACCAAGGUCAUGGAUCACAAUUUGAAUCUUCCACAUUGAAUAAUCAAGCAUCAGAUGUUGGUUUUGACGGUAGGAACUUAAUCUUAGGUGGUGACCCAGUGAGUGGUCCGUCGCUUUCUGGUAGUGGUGCGAUUGCAACUGAAAUAGUUGAUAACGAUGAAAAGCUGAAGCCAGUGUCAGUAAUGGGAGGGUCAGAUCAUUUUGCAGGAAAGAAAGAAAUGGAAGCUGUUCUAAGCAGGGAAGCAGAAGUGUCAACACUGAAGGAGUCUUCUGAAGGGGCAGGCCAGCUAGGUCCCCUUUCCAACGAUGGAAAAGAUGCAGCUGGUGACUGCCAUAUGGAAAUAAAACCUAUGAUUGUUGAUCAGGAUGUUCUUAUUCAGGAUAAUUCCGAUUCAGCAAGCCACAUUGAGCAAGCAGCAAGUGCUGAAGCAAAUAUUGAGGGUCCUGGUGCUAGAGCUGAGGCAGCCCCUAUUGCAAAGAAUCAGGAGAUGAAAGUAGAAACAAUGAAGUUGGGUAAAGUUGGAGUUGAGGGUAGUUCUGAUGUUAUUGGUGGACUUAAACAUGAUUCCACUUCUGUCCUAAGUUAUACUGCACUUUCACCAAGUGAAAAGAAAACGACCCCGAGUAGAAGUAGAGCUGUAGUUGAGAAGGUUGCUCCCCUUGUCGAUACAACUGAAAUUGGUGGUAUAGUGCUGUCCACCUCCAUAAUUUCAGGAGAAAAAGCUUCCACUAAAACAGAUAGGAGCUUUACUUUUGAUGUAAGUCCAUUGGCUGCUGGUAGUGCCAAGGGAGAAGCUGACAAAUCAAUCACCAGUACUCAAGCCUGCCAACCAACUGAGUUGAAGGCUGGGGAUAGACUGCAUUUGACAUCUGGCAGCAAGCAAACUGAUACUAAGAUCAUGCAGAAAAUUUCUCAUGGUAGUCCCCUGGUACCUGAUAAAGGGACUCCGUCUGGGGGUGCUAAGGGUGAUCGCAAGGGAAGACGUGGCUCAGGGAAAUCAGGUAAAGAAAACCCUAGAAAGGGAAGCCAAUUGAAGGAGAUAAACUCAUCGAAGCAGUCGGAUAGAGGAGACAAUUCUUGUGGUCAGUUUAGCCCCUCUGUGGCUGUGCAAAAAAAUCAAUUUGAAACUGGAACUGGAACUGCUGAGCGCAAUAUUACAAAGUCCAGCGGGGUUGUUUCCUUUCCAACUUCAAGUUUACCUGAUUUAAACACUUCUUCUGCAUCCGUAUUGUUUCACCAACCUUUCACAGAUCUACAACAAGUGCAACUGCGAGCUCAAAUUUUUGUUUAUGGGUCUCUGAUACAAGGUACAGCACCGGAAGAAGCUUGUAUGGUUUCAGCUUUUGGGACAGCUGAUGGAUGCAGAAGUCUUUGGGACCCUGCAUGGCGUGCUUGUGUUGAAAGGAUUCAUGGACAGAGAUCUCGCUCUGUAAACAAUGAAACUCCAUCUCAUCCACGUUCAGGUCCCAGAACUCCAGAUCAAGCAAACAAACAGGCCGUGCAUCAAAAUAAGGUUACUACUUCGGCAGCCGGGCGAGCAGGCGGCAAGGCUUCCAAUUCACCUGCUGUUAGUCCUAUGAUACCACUUUCAUCCCCUCUUUGGAAUAUGGCUACCCCUUCCCGUGAUGGGCUAUCAUCCGCUAGAGGAGCCCUGAUUGAUUAUAAGGCACUUCCUUCUAUGCAUCCCUAUCAGACUCCCCCAGCACGAAAUUUUGUGGGGCACACUGCCUCUUGGCUACCACAAGCCCCUUUUCCUGGUCCCUGGGUUGCUUCUCCACAAAAUUCUCCAUUUGAUAUUAGUGCACAGCCUCCUGCAUUGCCUGUUACAGAGUCUGUGAAAUUAACCCCGGUAAAGGAGUCAUCCUUAUCGAUUUCUGCUGGUGCAAAGCAUGCACCGCCUGGUUCGGUGGCUCAUGCUGGGGAUAGUGGUAUCCAGUCUGGAGCUUCUCCGCAUGACAACAAGAAGGCCCCAGUGUUGCCUGCUCAGUGUUCAGCUGAUCAGAAAUCCAGAAAGAGAAAAAAGGCAUCUGGUACUGAGGAUCGUAUCCAAAAAUCUAAGCUUGGCACCUCUUUUGAAUCAGUUACUGCCCCUGUCAUUUGUACUCAGUUAUCAAAUAAGGCUCCUGCAUCUGAUGACUUUGGCCAGUUAUCAUCAAUUGCUGUGGCACCGUUGGUUGCUCAUAGCCAGACAGGACCUACAUCUGUUCCCAUAAUUGGGGGCCAUUUUUCUACAUCAGUUGUCAUCGAACCACCUUCUAGCUCUGCACCUAAAAACAAUUCUGAUAUACCAAUCACCUCCGCCCCAUCUUCCACUGAGCUCUCUAAGAGAGAGCUUGAUUUAGGAAAAAAGACUCCAACUUUGGAAUACUUGAGCAAAGUUGAGGAGGCUAAGCUGCAGGCAGAGGAGGCUGCUGCAAAUGCUACUGCUGCAGUCAGUCACUGCCAAGAUGUGUGGAGCCAGUUAGACAAGCACAAACACUCUGACUUGGCAUCAGAUGUUGAGUUUAAGCUGACAUCUGCUGCCGUUGCUGUAGCAGCUGCUACUUCUGUUGCAAAGGCCGCAGCUGCGGCUGCUAAGCUUGCAUCAAAUGCUGCAUUGCAAGCUAAACUGAUGGCGGAUGAGGCAAUGAAAUCAUUUGGUGUGAGUAAUCCUUCUAAAACCCAUGCCGCCUCCUUCCCUAAUAUUGUGAACAACUUGGGGAGUGCCACCCCUUCUUCUGUACUGAAAAGUCAGGAUGUUGACAAUGGUUCUAGUUCAAUUAUAUAUGCGGCUAGGGAGGCGUCGAGGAGAAGGAUCGAAGCAGCUUCAGCUGCAUCAAGGCAUGCUGAGAAUUUGGAUGCCAUAGUUAAGGCUGCGGAACUGGCAGCUGAAGCUGUGUCACAUGCUGGGAAAGUUGUUGCGUUAGUUGAUCCUUUGCCUCUGACUCAAUUAGUGGAAGGUGGUCCAGAUAGCUACUGGAAAGUUCCCCAAACACUCUCUGGGCAGGGUGUCAAGCCUAACAAGGUAAAUGGGGAUGAAUCGGGUAUUCCCAAUGUCGAAAAGACUCCUGGCAUGUUUUCCAAGCAAUCUGAGGGUCCAUCUGUUGAAGAGAUGCAUCACAUGGUUCCUGCUUGCCAGACUACUAGUGUAUCUGGUAAUAUCAUAGAGGACAACAUGAGGAAUGAUGAAGUUACUCAAACUCCUGUUACAGGUGUUGAAAAAGAUGUAAGAGGAGUAAAGGGUCAUAUUAUGUCAGAGGUGAGUAAGACUGUCGGCGUAGCUGCUGAGUCAUCCCAUGAUCUGGUUGAAGCAUGUGGAGAUUUGGCAAGCUCCAGGAUGCAAGAGGGUUCCCUCGUGGAGGUUUUUAAAGAUAGUGAUGAUGGUAAGAGAGCCUGGUACUCAGCCAAAGUGUUGACUUUAAAGAACGGAAAAGCUCUUGUUUGUUUCACUGACCACCAGUCUGAUGAAGGGCUUGAACAGUUUAAGGACUGGGUACCUCUAGAUGCUGGAAGUGAUGAACCACCAAGAAUACGUCCUGCGCAUCCAGUGACUGCUCUGCAAGGAGGAAAAAAGAGACGAAGAGCAGUUGUUAAGGAGCAUACAUGGUAUGUUGGAGAUAGAGUUGAUGCAUGGAUCGACUACCGCUGGCGGGAGGGUGUCAUUGCUGAGAAGAACAAAAGGGACGAGACUACAUUUAGUGUCAACUUUCCAGCUUAUGGAGAUACUGCAGUUGUCAGAGCAUGGCAUCUCCGACCAAGCCUUGUAUGGAAAGAUGGAGAGUGGGUUGAAUGGCCCAGAUCAAGACAUGACUUCUUGUCCCAGGGUGAUACACCUAAGGAGAAGCGAGUGAAGCUGGGCAAUCCUGCUAGUGAGGAUACUGGAAAUGAUGGUCUGUCAAAAAAAAUGGAACCACUGGUGCCAGUGACAAACGAAUCAGCAACAUUGCUUCCUUUGUCUGUCACUGAAAAAACAUUUAAUAUUGGUAGUAACAAAGAUGACAGUAAGCCCAACACACUUCGAACAAUGAGGUCUGGUUUGCACAAAGAGGGAUCAAAAGUCUUUGGUGUUCCUAAGCCAGGAAAGAAAAGGAAGUUUAUGGAAGUAAGCAAGCAUUAUGUUUCAGACAGAGCAACUAAGAGUAAUGCGGCACCGGCACAUGGUUCAGCCAAGUUCACAAAAUAUUUGAUGCCUCAAGCAACAGGCACUGGUGGAUGGAAAACCAAUUCUAGAACUGAUCUGAAGGAGAAACAACAAACUAUUGAAGCUCGACGGAAACUUCCUAAACCAAGUAAGCCUCCUAGUUCAGCUAGAACUUUGAAGGAUAAUAGUAUUACAUCCACUGGAGAUGCUAGUGGAGCUGACCACACGGUAGGUGAUGCAAUUGAGGAUGCUAAGCAUGAAGCACAACAGCCUAAUGUGGGCAAUUUUGUGUCAAAUGCGGAAGAAGGGGCUGAAGGUCCCUUGAAAUUUCGUUCAGAAGCUCUUCCCACCAACAUCCCAAAGAAAGCUUCCACAUCAUCUAACAGAGGGGAGGGCAUGAAGAAGAGAAUCCCCAUAUCCAAUUUGAAGUCGAGCAAAAUUGAAGUAAAGGACAAAAUGAUGCCUGAAGUCAAUGAACCCCGCAGAUCAAACCGAAAGAUUCAACCAACAUCAAGGUUAUUGGAGGGACUACAAAGCUCGUUGAUUAUCUCUAAGCUUCCAUCUGUUUCACAUGAUAAAAGUAGCAGAAGUCAUAGCAGGGGUGCAUCAAGGUAAAUAGUGAAGGGGGAGAGUGCUUUCAAAUGUUUCUGCUCAGCCCGGGUUAUCAUCAAGAUGAUCAGGAUGCCAGUGUUUGAUGUUUUCCUGUACAUUUAAUUAUAGAGUUGAAAAUUGGGAAAGGGAAGUUCUCACUUCCUGGCUGUAAAAUUUAGGCAUUAGAUGUUCAUAAUGAUUUAGUCCUUUACAGAAUUUGUGAAGGACUGUUCUAGCCGGAGUAGGUUGUAAAUGGGAUUGUCGAUGUCAGUUUUUAAAAAUUGCUAGAGUUAUUCUGAAACAAUCUUAAUCUUCAAAUAUUUGCAGCCUUCUCACCCAACAAGUUUUGCAGAUUGAUGUU